AUGCACAACCUCAAAGACAAAGUCGCCCUCAUAAUCGGCCUCGGCCAGACCCCCGGCUCUGAGGGCUGGGGCAUCGGCGCCGCCUGCGCCGUCCUCUUCGCCCGCCAAGGCGCCCACAUCUUCGGCGGCAACCGCACCCUCGCCUCAACCACCAAAACGCGCGAAACCAUCGCCCGCGAAGGCCUCGGCACAUGCACCGUCGUCCCCACCGACGCCACUUCCUCCUCCUCCGUCCAGGCCCUCGUCGCGGCGUGCCUCGCCCAGCACGGCCGCAUCGACAUCCUCGUCGCCAACGUCGGGCGCUCCGAGCCCGGCUGCCCGGCCACCAUGGACGAGGCGACGUGGGACGCGCAGGUCGACGUGAAUCUGAAAAGCGUGUACCUCGCGUGCCAUCACGUGCUGCCGGUCAUGGCGGCGCAGCCGGGCGGCGGGGCCGUCGUGUGCGUGGCGAGCGUGGCCGGGCUGCGGUAUAUCGGCAAGCCGCAGGUGGCGUAUUCGGCGACGAAGGCGGCCGUGAUGCAGUUCGUCAAGGCGACGGCGGUGGUGUAUGCGGGGAAGGGGGUGAGGUUGAAUACGGUUGUGCCCGGGUUGAUGGAUACGCCGUAUACGGAGAGUUUGGCGGAGAGGUUUCCGAAGGAGGGCGGGGUGGAGGAGUUUAGGCGGAUGAGGGAGGGGCAGGUGCCGAUGGGGCGGAUGGGGGAUGCGUGGGAUGUGGCGAAUGCGGCGUUGUUUUUGGUGUCGGAUGAGGCGAGGUAUAUUACGGGUCAGAAGAUUGUUGUUGAUGGGGGUUUUACGUCGUCGACGGGUCGUACUUAG
Molecule: messenger RNA, 816 nt
Organism: Lasiodiplodia theobromae
Lineage: Eukaryota; Fungi; Ascomycota; Dothideomycetes; Botryosphaeriales; Botryosphaeriaceae
Product: Oxidoreductase
Exons: 1
Coding region: 1-816 (271 amino acids)
Molecular function (GO): oxidoreductase activity, acting on the CH-OH group of donors, NAD or NADP as acceptor
Source: RefSeq, a predicted model, not a curated record